Molecule: messenger RNA, 1862 nt
Organism: Solea solea (common sole)
Lineage: Eukaryota; Metazoa; Chordata; Actinopteri; Pleuronectiformes; Soleidae
Gene: snap29
Product: synaptosome associated protein 29
Exons: 6
Coding region: 151-933 (260 amino acids)
Biological process (GO): exocytosis; synaptic vesicle fusion to presynaptic active zone membrane; synaptic vesicle priming
Cellular component (GO): SNARE complex; plasma membrane
Molecular function (GO): syntaxin binding; SNAP receptor activity
Source: RefSeq, a predicted model, not a curated record
UUUUGUUUAGUUUCGGGUUUUAUUCUUUUGUUGCGUUUCUGCUGCGCAGUAGUAGCCGUCGCAAACAUUCCCGCUGACGUCAGCGAAUGUGAUCGGAAGUCGCCCACCCAGUCAUCUGAGCAACGACGUCUGUCGCUCUGACGGUCAAAGAUGGCCUACCCUAAAUCCCACAACCCAUUCUCAGAUGAUGCCGAUGAUGAAGACUUUAGACCUAAAAAAAGGGGUUUCGAGGAUUUCGAUGACAGUGACAUGAGCGAUGCAGAGAGGAGGCAGCGCUACCUCCAGCACGAAGUGAUGCGUACAGCGCAGUCUGCUGUUGACAGCAGUCACCGCUCCCUCGGCCUCAUCUACGAAUCAGAGAAGAUGGGUGUGGAUACUGCAGAGGAGCUGGUGCGACAGGGUGAGGCUCUGAAAAGGACAGACAAGAUGUUGGACAACAUGGAUGAGGACCUGAAGACCAGCCAGAAGCACAUUACCAGUAUAAAGAGUGUGUGGGGCGGCCUUGUCAAUUACUUCAGAGGCAAACCAGAGACAAAACCACCACCUGAACAACCUAAGGCCUACCAGGCCAAUGACAAAUUACAAACUGCCUUAUCCAGCAGCAAAGAGCAUGAAGAUAAGUACCAAAGCAGCCACCCCAAUCUACGAAAGAUGAACACAGAAGGAUUUGGAGCUACUGCUUCUUCAAUGGAUGACCGCUCAUUUGGACAGAAUGAGUACUCCAAGAACAGACACCUGAGAGAAGCUCACCAAACCCUCGACAACAAUCUAGGUGAGAUGUCUGAUGGCUUGAGAAGACUAAAGAACCUUGGACUUGGUCUCCAGAGUGAGAUGGAGAGCCAGGAUGACUCCAUUGAUUCUCUGCUAAAUAAAGUGGACAAGAUGGAUGUCAAGAUCAACAACACAAACCAACAAAUCAAGAACCUGAAAUAAAACAAAUACUUGGACUCAUUUCACAGAGACACAAACAAGUCAUCAUCCCUUUUUUUUGCUAAGGAGGUUUAUGUUUUUAGCUGCAUUAUAUGUCUGUCUGUGAGCAGCAUAGCUCGUAAAAGUAAACAUUUCUAUUUGGAAUAUAACGUAAUUUAGCAAAUGAACACACUAUUUUCUUCUUGACUGAAUUCUUCAUUUAUUUCUAAGUCUUUAGUUUGCAAUUGUCCUUCCACCACAGAUUUUACACUGACAUGUUGUACUGACGCCCACACGGUUGUUGUAGUGAUUAGCACUCUUGCCUUUGCAGCAACAAGACCCAGGUUUACGACCUGGUCAGAAUAAGGAAAUUGGACAUUCUAAAUUGACUGCGAAUGGUUGUUUAUCCCUAUGUGGCCCCUAGUGAUGUGCUGAAUUGUGUCCUGUGCACACAAUUUAAAAUGUUACUAAUCUACACCUGAACUUUAAAGGGAAGACUCUUCCAUGUGUGUGACUGAUAAGGUUUGCCUGUGUCCUGUUCAAAUUGGAUUGUUAUCUUUUAUCUAGGUUUCAGUUCCUCUGUCUCAUUGUCUCAGACAUAUUUCAAAUUUGGUUGUGUAAUUAUUGUAUUAGUUUUGUAUCUAUUGAGUUAUAUCCUGGACCUUCCUCCACAUUUGUACAUAAAUGUUUUGCAAGUGAUGCUCAAGUCACCUUUGCCUUUACAUCAAUGUGCAUGUACAGAAAACUAGCUUUUGGUUUCUGUGCCAUUCUUCUGUCUCCACUGCUACAUGUUACAGCAUUUCUUCACUUUUUUUAAAUUUGUCAGUAGGAUUUAGACUUUUUGAAGCAUAUGAUUAUGUCCUGUUGUUAUCAUGUUCAGAAUGUGUUUGAAGUGAUUAUGGUAUGAAGAAGUCAGCUGUGAAAAUAAAUCUAUUAAAAUCUAUUAAAGAUAA